AUGGCACGAGAAAGUACAUCUAGGGGAAAGCAAGAAUUUCUUCAAGAUAUUGCCAAUUACGAGAAGUUGCUACAAAAUGCUAAUCUCGAGGCAGACAUUCCUCCUCGAAGAGCCAUGAGAGCAAAGUCUCUGAAACCCGUCAUAAAGGUGAAAAGAGCCGCCAAGCCAACUGCUCUCUCCAAGAAAUACCUCCAGAAAAUAAAGAAAAGUCCAUACCUAGCGAGACCGACGUACAAUGGUAAGCCGCAGAUAAAGCUCAUGGAGCCAACGGCUCCAGCAAGAAGACAAACCCGAAGCGUCAAGAAACGCCAGCAAUUCGAGGAGUCGAAGCCAUUGCAGAAUAAAUUCGAACUUCCGGAAAGAAAGAAGAGGAGUGCUUUAUGGGAGAGUGUUGCUAACGUUGAUAGCGAGAAAAUGAGUUUCGACCACUCAAUCAUGACCACCAAUACCUACGAGUCUCUUAUUCGUACUAUUCGUGAAAAGGCAGAAGACAUCGAUUUCGGUCUUCUGUGCAAGUUUCUUCCGAAAAAUCUAGAGGCUGAGAAACAGAGGUUUCAUAUAGACUUCGAAGCCGAUCAAGGUCAUAUCUAUCCGAGAGGACGAUUGUUCAGCGACGAUAUCGAUUAUUUCUUCAAGCAGUUGAGCGACUCAAUUCCUUCAAAUGGUACCGAUACAAUUCCUCUUAUAUAA
Australozyma saopauloensis is the source of this 690-nucleotide messenger RNA. RefSeq lists its product as uncharacterized. NCBI's taxonomy places the organism in Eukaryota, Fungi, Ascomycota, Pichiomycetes, Serinales, Metschnikowiaceae. Bases 1 to 690 code for a protein of 229 amino acids. The record is from RefSeq and is a predicted model, not a curated record. The transcript has a single exon.